Molecule: messenger RNA, 4955 nt
Organism: Pelobates fuscus (common spadefoot toad)
Lineage: Eukaryota; Metazoa; Chordata; Amphibia; Anura; Pelobatidae
Gene: PLXNC1
Product: plexin C1
Exons: 31
Coding region: 51-4613 (1520 amino acids)
Biological process (GO): regulation of cell migration; semaphorin-plexin signaling pathway involved in axon guidance; positive regulation of axonogenesis
Cellular component (GO): semaphorin receptor complex; plasma membrane
Molecular function (GO): semaphorin receptor activity; protein binding
Source: RefSeq, a predicted model, not a curated record
UUUACAUUCAGACGCACUGUCUCUUUUGCUGAAGACUUUGAUGGAGCAUCAUGCCACACAUACUCUUUUCCAUCUCUCUGCUGGUAUUCUCAUUUUUUAUCCCUGGCCCUGUUUAUGCUAAAGAUUUUCACUCGUUCAGAUAUCCUAUCAACAAUAUUGCGGUUGGAGAACAACGAGUCGUAGUUGCCACUGAGAACUGUCUGUAUUUAUUUGAUCACACCUUGCACCUGCUGUCAGCGGUAGGACAAAGGGAGAACGAUAGUACGGAAUGUAAGGAGACUGAAGGAGGAAGAACCUCACUGGAUCAGGCUAUCACCAACUAUAACAUGCUACUACUUGUUUACAAUGAAACUGUGCUGAGUUGUUGGAGUCGAAAGGGGAUUUGCAAUGAGAGAGGACUUGAUCAAGUAGAGAAAAUUAGCACAUAUUCGGAAAAUGUAGUGUACUGUGAUCCACAACAUCCUGCUGUUGGGUUUGUGCAUUCUACAAAUCCAUUCUAUUUAUUUGUUGCAACAUAUGCACAUGGAAGAGAUUGCAAGCAUGAGACUGUAACGCGUUUGAAACAUGUAUCACUAAGGUUAAAGGAUAACAGCAAACUUAUAAUCAACAGUCUUGAUAGCUUUGCAUUUGUGAAGAAUGCAAUGCAUUUUGUAGAUGGCUUUUUAUGGGAAAACCAUAUGUUUUUUUCAUACUAUCUUUUAAAUGGUGGGUAUGCACGAAUGGCAGUCUUAUCAAAAAUGUUUAAUCGAAUUGCAGUAGAAUUUCAAGCAAGAGUCAAACUUGUAUGUAAUAAUAAAGAACCACUGGAAGUUAUCUUGUCUUCUGCCGAGUUCUCUAUUUCUGGAAAACACUUUUGGGCUGGGAUAUUCACCUCUAGAAACAAAAUGAUAUCAACGGAAAAUACAGCACUUUGUAUCUUCGAUUUGACAGCUAUAAAACAAGUCAAAAAUAAUUGUUCAGAUGAGGACUUUACAACAGACGAGGACGCUAAAAAUAAGGACGUUAACCAUGUGGACCUUACAUCAUGUGUUGACAAUAAGCAAUUACCCAUAAAUGAGAGAAUAACACUGUCCCAUGGAACCCUAUCGGCUGUGUAUGCUGUUGAAGUAAAUAAAAGAAUGGUAUUCUUUCUCGGAACCGGAAAUGGACAAGUACUUAAGGUUAACUUGGAUGCAAACUUGACGGCAAGCUGCCCAGAAGUAAUAGAUGUCUUUACCAAUGAGACCUCAGUGUUCCGUACGAUUGCACCAGAUCCAGUUAAUAGCUCUUACAUAUAUGUAGCCACCACCAAUCAGAUAAAGCGAAUAAAAGUGGAAACCUGUAUACGUUUUACCUCUUGCGCGGAGUGUUUAUCAGCACAGGAUCCUUACUGUGGAUGGUGUCAUUCUGAGAAAAGAUGCACUUCAAAAACAGAAUGUGAUUCAUCAGCAUCCGCUGUAAACUGGGUUGGUAUUGCAGAUAACAGAACGUGCCUGGAAAUCAACGCUGUUCCCAUUGAUAAUACACAGGUUAAUAUAACAGUAAAAGAAAAUACGGGAUUCAUUACUAAAAACACCAGCUGGAAAUGUGCGUUUGAGAAGUUGGGACUUAAAGCAAAGCUUUGUACAGAACAGUACAAAAUGGGUUGCUCGUGUUUACUUUCUACAAAUAAGUGGUCUGAUAAAGAUCAGGUUAUCAUUGAAAUCACAUCAAGCAAUGCAAUUCGUACUGAGAUUUACCAGUUUGAAAGAUGCUCCCGUUUGCAAAGCAGGUGCUCGGAGUGUAUCAACAGCGGAUGUUUAUGGUGCAACAAAGAUUUUAAAUGCAGAUCUCCACUAAAUCCAUGUAACAAUUAUGCAAACUUGACCAGUUGCAUGGAUCCGAGCACACCAGUUAUAUCUAAAUAUCAGGUCAAUAUAUCUUUAGAACAUGACCGAAUUUCAGUUUUUGGGAAGCAAAACGUGUCGAUUUCAGGUCAACACCUUGAGAAUGUAUCAAAACUGGUCUUAAUAGGCACCAGUAUUUGUAACCCAGAACAAGUGGACGUAUUCCCCAUUAAUAAUACACACGCCAAGAUCUCAUUUCCGCCAAGUCAUAGAGAAAUCAAGGGUCUCUGUCUAAAUUAUACUGGAUCUAACUGCAUUAAGGCAAAGACUAUUUAUUAUGUAUCACCACCAGUUUGUUUUCAUAUAUCUCCUAACACACCAUGGGUCGGCGGUGGUCGCAAAAUAUCUAUAUUUGGUAGAAAUCUGGACAUUUUGGACAAGUUACUGAUACAGUACAAUGAAGGCAAAGACAUUCAAUCUAACUGUAACAGUGGAAGUUGCUCGUUUGAGGCCCCAACACAUACUGCAACAGACACCAAAGUUGAGGUGAAGAUACUAGUUAACAAUGACAACAUAGAAUGUGGAACUUUAUUGUACAAGCCAAACCCCACUUUUAAAAGCUUCUCCGUACUCCAUGACGUAAAUGAUGAGGUGGAAUUCCAAAUAAAGAAAAAAAAUGAUGAUUUAUAUGUUCAGAAAAAUGAAAUUCAAGUAAAAAUAGAUUACAUAAAUAGCACCUAUGAUUGCACAGUGCAUAAUAUAACACAAAAUGCUGAUGAAAGUACUGUGUUGUGCAAAAUGCGUAAGCCAUCGAAAGAUAAAAUUAAGGAGAAUAAGGUUAAAGUAACGGUCAUUAUGGGAAACUUUACCAAAACCCUGGAAAUCAAAAAAGAUCGAUUGGGAUUAUACUGGUUUAUUCUUCUGGUCAUUCCACUUUUGCUUAUUGUAAUUUUGGCUGCCUGCUUUAUAACCAGAUACAAAUCCAAACAGUUAAGCAACAAGUUGAGCAAACAAGUUGAACAGCUGGAAUGUCAGAUCAGACAAGAAAUACGUGAUGGAUUUGCUGAAUUCCAAAUGGAUAAAUUGGAUUUGAAAAUUCAAACGACAAGAACAAUUCCUUUCUUUGACUACAAGCAUUUUGCUCUGAAGAUUUUAUUUCCAGAGUUAGAAGGAGGGAAAAUGGACUUCAGUGAAAAACUGUUUGAAAAUAUCCCAUCACCAUUCCAAAGCAGACGACCAACAGAGGAUAAAGAAACGUUAUCUGUUUUGAAGACACUGUUUGAAAACAAGAGUUUCAUGAUCCACUUGAUCCAUACCUUGGAAAAACAGAGCAGUUUUACAAUUAAAGACAGGUGUAUGUUUGCAUCUUUCCUUACUAUUGCCUUCCAGAAUAAUCUAGUUUAUCUAACCGAAUUGAUGGAAGAUUUGAUCAGACAUUUAAUGGACCAACCAAGCAAUAAGCACCCUAAACUUUUGCUCAGAAGGACUGAGUCUGUUGUGGAAAAAUUAUUGACCAACUGGAUGUCUACUUGCCUAUACGGCUUCCUAAGGGAAAAUGUUGGAGAACCUCUGUACAUGCUUGUCCAAACGCUAAAUCAAAGCAUACACAAAGGCCCCAUAGAUGCAAUAACAUGUAAAGCGCUCUAUACUCUGAAUGAAGACUGGCUGCUUUGGCAAAUUUCUGAAUUCAAUACCGUGGAGUUAAAUGUGAAUUUCCCAGUAAUUCAUGAAAAUGAGAAGGGCCGAAAUGACAGCAAUUGUAUUAAUGUAUUCGUUUUGGAUUGUGAUACCAUUGGACAAACCAGAGAGAAAAUUCUUCAAACUUAUCUCGACAUAAAAGGGUAUCCUUUUGUAAAUCAAGUCAGUGAUAUUAGUAUAGAAUAUCAUUAUGGUCAAACACAUAAAACACUGUUAGACAUUGAUGCAUCCUCUGUUGUUUUGGAUAGUGGAAUAAAGAAAUUAAAUACAAUAAAACACUACAAGAUUGAGAAUGGAGCAACGAUCAAUGUAAUUAAAGAUAAAUGUAACGAUGUAACAGACAUUGAAAAUCCCCAGUUGUAUUGUCAUCUGAUUUUAUCUGAUACCGAAGAAAAUGAGGCUUCUGAAAAUGGGGACGUCAAAGGCAAACAAAAGUUUAAAGUAAAAGAGCUCUAUCUGACAAAACUACUUUCCACUAAGGUUGCCAUUCACACUCCUGUGGAAAAACUUUUUCGAUCCAUAUGGACAAUACAUGGCCGGCCUCCAGUCGCCAUUAAAUACUUUUUUGAUUUCUUGGAUGCCCAGGCUGAAAACAAGAAAGUUUCUGAUCCAGACGUGCUGCACAUUUGGAAAACUAAUAGCCUUCCUCUACGCUUUUGGAUUAAUAUACUAAAAAAUCCGCAGUUUGUUUUUGACAUAAAAAAGACCGCCCUUUUGGACAGCUCCCUCUCAGUGGUUGCACAGGCUUUCAUGGAUGGAUUCUCUCUUGCGGAACAUCAGCUUGGAAAGUCCGCUCCAACCAAUAAGCUUCUUUAUGCAAAGGACAUUCCACAGUUCAAAGAGGAGAUUAAAGCCUAUUAUAAAGAUAUCAGGGACUCGCCAGCUGUUUCUACUGCAGAACUAAAGGAGUUCUUGAACUUGGAAUCAAAGAAACAUGAACAUGAAUUCAAAGAAGAUAUGCCAUUGCUGGAAUUGUACAAAUAUAUCGAAAAAUAUUUUGAUGUGAUCAUAAAUACUCUAGCGAGUGAGCCAGAACUUAAAGAUGAGAGUAAACAACUUUUGCAGGUCAAAGCAGUAUUUGAAGACAAGAAGAAGUGGAAGUGGGAAUGAGGAAGUGAAUGUCACUAGCGUGUUGCUAUGUCAGAACACACCCUGUCAUGCCCGCACUUACCAUACAUUUUCUGGUUAACACUCAGAGGUUACACUUUACUUUCCUCAACACGGAUUUUCAAGAUACUGGUUCGGCAAUUUAGAAAGCUUUGCAUAAACCUGUGAAUUAAAUCAUGCAGGAGGAUUGGAUAUUUAUUGGAAACACUGUGUAGAUUUUUCAUUUUACUAAAUGGUAUCAAGGGCCAGAUUUCAUGUACUUCAUACUAUGGAUUUACUCAGAAGGACAGUUUUUUGAGAGUGGUGCAAGAGACAAGUGGCAUGGAGGCAUCUUAGUAGACUGUC